Messenger RNA from Aureobasidium melanogenum CBS 110374, 927 nucleotides. RefSeq lists its product as uncharacterized. Lineage: Eukaryota; Fungi; Ascomycota; Dothideomycetes; Dothideales; Saccotheciaceae. The transcript has a single exon. The record is from RefSeq and is a predicted model, not a curated record. Bases 1 to 927 code for a protein of 308 amino acids.
AUGCCUGUCCGUCUACCACAGGCUACCGGCCUCUACAAAUGCCCAUCAUGCGCUGCCCGCUCGUCGCCCCGCUCCUUCUCGGUCUCGACUGCUCAGCUCGCUCUUGGUCCUGAAUCUCCUCGCUAUAUGGACAUCCCUCAGCCACCUCAGCAGACUCUCCCUGACAAGACCCGCCUCAAGGGUAUUCUGCCUGUCCCACGCGAUGUCUUUGCUGGCCAGGACCCCAAAGCCCCUUUCAAUGUGGACCAAGCCACCAAGGAACCCUCCCGCUCACAAUCUCACAACGACCCUCGCUCUGUCUGGAAAGAGCGCAUGGCUGCUUCACGAAGGAAGAACUUGAAGGAGGGUCUCAAAGCUCUGCAGUAUCGUAGAAUCAAGUCUGACGACCACAUGGCUACUCGUGCCACUCUCCGCCAGCAAGAACGCGAGGCCCGUCUGCACCUUCCGGAACGCGAAGACGAGCGUCUUACCGCCCCUUCGGUCGAUUCCAACCUCCUCGACCUCCUUAAGAAGGGUCCACUACAAGAUCCUAACAGAGAAGCCCGUCUGGCCGAAAUGCGCGAACGACAUGCCUUGAAGCAGGCCGCUCGUCAAGAAGACCGCCGCGAUGCUCUGCACUCACUCUACGUCAACGCUCGCGAGUUUAUCGUCAAUGACUCCCAGCUUUCUGCUGCAAUUGACAAGGCUUUCGGUACUGUUGAUCAGCCUCGUGCCUUUGGCCAGAACGGUGCCAGCAUCUGGGACAACACCCCAAGCGCCCCUAGCUCUAUUGUUGACAUGCUCAACUCGGCAACUGCAAGAGGCGUCCGUGGUGGUGCUCUCAACCAGUCAGCUAUGAACAGAGAUACCGCUUUGACUGCGGCUAGAGUUCGCAGAAUGGCUGCAGAGUUGACAGGAGGUCAAUUACCUUCAAAGUCUUCCUUCUAG